Molecule: messenger RNA, 3857 nt
Organism: Patella vulgata (common limpet)
Lineage: Eukaryota; Metazoa; Mollusca; Gastropoda; Patellidae
Product: DNA polymerase delta catalytic subunit-like
Exons: 25
Coding region: 149-3430 (1093 amino acids)
Biological process (GO): base-excision repair, gap-filling; nucleotide-excision repair, DNA gap filling; DNA replication proofreading
Cellular component (GO): delta DNA polymerase complex
Molecular function (GO): DNA-directed DNA polymerase activity; 3'-5'-DNA exonuclease activity; nucleotide binding
Source: RefSeq, a predicted model, not a curated record
UAGCGCGGGAAGUGACUGUUUUUCAUUUCGCGGAAUAUUUUAUUUUAGUCAGAUUAUUCUGAGCCACAGGGACUUUUUGUUGUCAAUCUACAUCUUAUACAAGGCACGUCGAAUCAUAAAAAAAAAAAAAAAAUAUUACUGCAGAAAAAUGGACAAAAGGAAAAAAAGUACAAAUAAUUUCACACCAGCUAAAAAGGGAAAAUUUGAUUAUGAAGAUCCAUCAGCUUUUGAAGCCGAACUGGCAAUGCUGGAUGCAGUGGAAGCUGAAAUGGUUGAUGAUGAUUCACAAGAACUUGUUGGUGAAGGACCAGAGUCAAGAAAAACUAAUACAACGUGGUCACGCCCACCAUCACCUAAAAUAGACUCAAAAACUGAUAAAUUAAUUUUCCAGCAGUUGGACAUUGAUUUUUAUAUCGGAAAACAUCUAGAUGGUAUGCCAGGUGCUAAACUUGGUCCUGUGCCAAUUAUUAGAAUGUAUGGUAUUAAUAUGCAAGGUAAUAGUAUUAUGGCACAUAUUCACGGAUUCCAUCCUUAUUUCUAUGUACCUGCUCAGCAAGGUUUCGUCAAAGAUCACUGUGGAAAAUUUAAGGAUGCUCUAGAUAAUGCUGUAAAGAAGGAUUUACGUUCUAAUAAAGAAGGAAUAAUAGAAGCUGUUUUAGCAGUAGAAUAUGUGUCUAGAGAAAGUAUUUAUGGUUAUCAUGGAAACAGAAAGUUACCAUUUUUGAAGAUCACAAUGGCAUUACCUCGCCUGAUAGCACCAGCUAAGCGGUUAUUAGAACAAGGCUUUCAAUGUCCUGGAUUUGGUACCAAUGGUUUUCAGGCCUAUGAGAGUAAUAUCGACUUUGAAAUUAGAUUUAUGGUGGAUGCACAUGUUGUUGGCUGCAAUUGGAUUGAAUUACCUGCUGGGAAAUAUUGUUUGCGUGAGAAUGGAGGUAGUAAAGAUAAACUGCCAUUAACAUCACGAUCUCAGAUAGAACUAGAUGUAUCAUGGGAAGAUUUUAUAUCACAUCCAGCAGAAGGUGAUUGGUCAGUAGUAGCACCGUUCCGUAUUCUCAGUUUUGAUAUAGAAUGUGCUGGUCGUAAAGGAAUAUUUCCCGAAGCCGAGAAAGAUCCUGUUAUACAGAUAGCUAAUAUGGUACAAAGACAAGGUGAAGCAGAUCCAUUUAUACGUAAUGUCUUUACUCUUAAAUCGUGUGCUCCUGUUGUUGGUUCACAAGUUUUGUCUUACCAAAAGGAAAGUGAAGUUCUACAGAAUUGGGCAGCCUUUGUAAGAGAAAUUGAUCCAGAUUUAAUAACCGGAUACAACAUCCAAAACUUUGAUUUUCCUUAUUUGAUAAAUCGUGCAGCUCACUUGAAGGUGAAGGAUUUUAAUUUCCUGGGUCGUAUCAAAGAUAUACAAUCAGUUGUCAAGGAACAAACAUUUCAGAGUAAACAAAUGGGUAAAAGAGAGAAUAAAGUAGUUAAUAUAGAUGGUAGAGUACAGUUUGAUCUCCUUCAGAUUUUAUUUAGAGAUUAUAAACUACGAUCGUACACUUUAAAUGCAGUAUCCUUCCAUUUUCUACAAGAACAAAAAGAAGAUGUGCAACAUUCCAUUAUUACUGAUCUACAGAAUGGUAAUGAGCAGACAAGGCGUCGUUUAGCUGUAUAUUGUUUAAAAGAUGCUAUAUUACCGUUGAAACUACUUGGUAAAUUGAUGUGCGUUAUUAAUUAUAUGGAGAUGGCUCGUGUAACUGGUGUAACUAUGAGUUGUUUGUUAUCUAGAGGUCAACAGAUCAAGGUUGUUUCACAGCUUCUCAGAAAAGCUAAAGAACAAGAUUUAAUAUUACCAACACAUAAAGUAGAAAGCGGGGAAGAAUAUGAAGGAGCUACAGUUAUUGAACCUGAAAAGGGAUAUUAUUCAAUGCCAAUAGCAACACUUGAUUUUUCAUCUCUAUAUCCAUCUAUUAUGAUGGCCCAUAAUCUAUGUUACACAUCCUUAUUAACAACUAAUACUAUACAGAAAGAAGAAUUAACAGCAGAUCAGUAUAUAAAAACACCAUCAGGAAAUUAUUUUUGUAAAUCAUCCGUUAGAAAAGGUCUACUACCUGAUAUUCUAGAAGCUUUACUUGGUGCCAGAAAAAAAGCUAAAGCUGAUUUAAAAGAAGAAACAGACCCAUUUAAGAAACAAGUAUUAGAUGGAAGACAGUUAGCGUUAAAGAUUAGUGCUAAUUCUGUUUAUGGUUUUACUGGUGCUCAAGUUGGUAAAUUACCAUGUCUAGAAAUAUCACAGAGUGUAACAGCAUUUGGUAGAACUAUGAUAGAACAAACUAAACAAUAUGUAGAAGAACAUUAUACUAUAAAGAAUGGUUAUAAACAUAAUGCUAAGGUUAUAUAUGGUGAUACAGAUUCUGUUAUGUGUAGAUUUGGAGUAGAAACAGUAGCCGAAGCUAUGAAAUUAGGUCAAGAAGCAGCCAACUUUAUCUCGGAGAAAUUUAUUAAUCCCAUCAAACUGGAAUUUGAAAAGGUAUAUUUUCCGUACUUAUUAAUUAACAAGAAGAGAUAUGCUGGUUUAUAUUGGACUAAUCCUAUUAAACAUGAUAAAAUGGAUUGUAAAGGUAUAGAGACUGUUCGAAGAGAUAAUUCACCUUUAGUUUCUAAUCUUAUUAAUACUUGUUUACAGUUAAUCCUAAUAGACAGAAAUCCUGAUGGUGCUGUUGCACAUGCUAAAGAAACUAUAUCAGAUCUACUGUGUAAUCGGGUUGAUAUAUCACAGUUGGUUAUAACUAAAGAACUCACUAAAACAGACGAUGAAUACUCAGCUAAACAAGCUCAUGUUGAAUUAGCUAACAGAAUGAAGAAAAGAGAUGCUGGAAGUGCACCACAGUUAGGAGAUCGAGUUCCCUAUGUUAUUAUAGCAGCACCUAAAAAAACUGCAGCAUAUCUCAAGUCAGAGGAUCCAAUUUAUGUAUUAGAGAAUACUAUACCUAUAGAUACACAGUAUUACCUAGAAAACCAGUUAACUAAACCAUUAUUAAGAAUAUUUGAACCUAUAUUGGGUGAAAAGAAAGCUGAAUCUGUCUUAUUACAUGGUGAUCACACAAGAACUAAGACUGUUUUAACAUCUAAAUUAGGUGGUUUAGCAGGUUUUACCAAAAAACGAAGUACAUGUCUUGGAUGUAAAACUCCUGUAGAGAAAGAAACCCAGGCAGUAUGUACACACUGUAAACCAUUAGAAUCAUCUAUAUAUCAGAAAGCAAUAUUACAACUGCAGUCUUUGGAAGAGAAAUUCUCCCGUUUGUGGACACAAUGUCAGCGUUGUCAGGGUAGUUUACAUGAAGAUGUUCUUUGUACAAGUCGUGAUUGUCCUAUUUUUUACAUGAGGAAAAAAGUACAGAAAGAUUUAGAUGAUGAAGAGAAAUUAAUACAGAGAUUUGGACCAGCAACGUGGUGAUUGUGAUAUGAAACUAUUCCCCCAACAAAUAGUAUUCUUAUGUUUGACUUUUGACUACUGAUUAUGAUUGAUCGUGCUUGACUUUUGAUAUCGUGAAGUGUACAAUUGUAGAAAAACAAUCAUAAUACAUAAUAUCAAUAUCAACAUAUAUAAGUACAAAUAUAAAAAUUAAUAAAUUCUGUAAAGUGGAUGCGAGUCGACACAUAGUGGAUAUAUGCGCCCUGGUCCAGUUUAAUUAAUAUCAUAAUAAUAAUAAAUCAUAAUGAAACACACUCUGUUCUGAUAAGCAUAUAAAUUAAAAAUAUUAAAACUGUUUAGCCAUCAAAAAGUAUGCAUAAAAUAUAAAUUGGAAUAGGUAUGUGGUUUAUCAAGGUAAUUAUAUUGUCUUUAUUACGUAAAUAAAAUAAUUAAAAUCGUUUUUUUAAAA